CGCCUGGGCUGUGGAAGCGGAGGGUGGGGACACUCUGGCCCGGCUCUCGGUGGUGCGGGAGCGGGCGGGAGCAGCGGCCGCUCUGGUCGGCGGACGUGCUGCCGAGUAGUCCCGGAAGCGAAGCAGCUAUGGCGGAGAGUCCGACUGAGGAGGCUGCGACGGCGACGGCCGGCGCCGGGGCGGCUGGCCCCGGGGCAAGCGGCGUUGCUGGUGUUGUUGGCGUUAGCGGUAGCAGCGGCGGGUUCGGGCCGCCUUUCCUGCCGGAUGUGUGGGCGGCGGCGGCGGCAGCGGGCGGGGCCGGGGGGCCGGGGAGCGGCCUGGCUCCGCUGCCCGGGCUCCCGCCCUCGGCCGCUGCCCACGGGGCCGCGCUGCUUAGCCACUGGGACCCCACGCUCAGCUCCGACUGGGACGGCGAGCGCACCGCGCCGCAGUGUCUACUCCGGAUCAAGCGGGAUAUCAUGUCCAUUUAUAAGGAGCCUCCUCCAGGAAUGUUCGUUGUACCUGAUACUGUUGACAUGACUAAGAUUCAUGCAUUGAUCACAGGCCCAUUUGACACUCCUUAUGAAGGGGGUUUCUUCCUGUUCGUGUUUCGGUGUCCGCCCGACUAUCCCAUCCACCCACCUCGGGUCAAACUGAUGACAACGGGCAAUAACACAGUGAGGUUUAACCCCAACUUCUACCGCAAUGGGAAAGUCUGCUUGAGUAUUCUAGGUACGUGGACUGGCCCUGCCUGGAGCCCAGCCCAGAGCAUCUCCUCCGUGCUCAUCUCCAUCCAGUCCCUGAUGACUGAGAACCCCUAUCAUAAUGAGCCUGGCUUUGAACAGGAGAGACAUCCAGGAGACAGCAAAAACUACAAUGAAUGUAUCCGGCACGAGACCAUCAGAGUUGCAGUCUGUGACAUGAUGGAAGGAAAGUGUCCCUGUCCUGAACCCCUACGAGGGGUGAUGGAGAAGUCUUUCCUGGAGUAUUAUGACUUUUAUGAGGUGGCCUGUAAAGAUCGCCUGCACCUUCAAGGCCAGACUAUGCAGGACCCUUUUGGAGAGAAGCGGGGCCACUUUGACUACCAGUCCCUCUUGAUGCGCCUGGGACUGAUUCGUCAGAAAGUGCUGGAGAGGCUCCAUAAUGAGAACGCCGAAAUGGACUCUGAUAGCAGCUCAUCUGGGACAGAGACAGACCUGCAUGGGAGCCUAAGGGUUUAGACCCUGCUCCCUUCACCCCUUCCCCUGACUUGAGAGUCCCUUGCCCUCACCCCUGGGAUGGAGAGGCACUGUGUAUCUCCCUCCAAACUUGACGUCAUCCUGCAAGAUGGCAAGAACCAAGCAAGCUCGGAUCCUGGGGUGUGGGAAUGGGGACUGUUCCCGAUCUGACCUCCUUGGCAGUGGAGCAUUUGGGGCUUUGUUCAUCCCAUAUCAGGGGCCAAGGUACCUUUACAGGAGCACCUAGGGUGAGGGCCUCUGGCAAAAACAAAACAACCAACACACCUCUCCACAGGGCCAGCUCCUUAGGGAUAGGUGGAAGACAGAAAUUGCAAUUCCAAGAGGGAGUGUGCCCAAAUGGUUUAUGGGGAUAUCUGGAAGGGAGCUUGGGGUGGGGGGCUGUCUGUGACACUUAAGCAGUCUGGGUGGUUGUCUGUCUGUCUUCAGUCUUGAAGCAGGGCUUCCCAAUGCCCUUUUCCUCCCUGCGACCCCUCCCCCAUUAUUUCUCCCAGGCCAGCAUAAUUUUGAUUUUCCUAAUUUAUAGUCACUGUUCUAGACAGACCAAAGAGAAGGAACAGUGGUGGAGUCUAGGCUGCUGAUCAGUAAGCUUUACCUAGCACCUGAGCACCUUUCUCCCCUGCCCCCCAAUCCUUCCCCCUUUUCUGGAUUUAAGACAGAAGGUCAAUGUGACUGGGACUGAACCAAGUUCUUGGUAAAGCCUGCACAGGCACCAUAAGAAGCUGAAAAUAUUGUUUGUUCCCGCAAUCACUGAUUUGAAAAGUUCUCAGCACAGGCAGCUGCCGUGUGUAUGGGAUUAGAGCCACUACAUAGAAUAGUCUCUUACAGAUUUUCAUAAAUACUAGUCACAAUGAGGGUAUUUCUCUUGAGGGUGGGGUACAGGGGGAGACUGAUGCUAGUCCUUAUUUCGUUUGGCUGUCCUUAUUCAUUCUCACCCCAGCCUGUAGUUGCCCUCCUCACUUCAACCCCAGGGAUUUGUGGGGAGCAAGGGUAGCCAAUGGCAGAAGGGGACUGGGGCUGGGACUCUGGAGACUGCUUCCCUUCUCUCCUCCCCAUCUCCCACAGCUGUUCUUUGUCACUGGCUCUGAUGGGUGUUUGCCUGGCUGUGUUGCUUCUCUAUCUGUAUUUAGCUGCAGUGAUCGUUUAGCUGGUUGGCUCAGAAAAAUGUGCUGUAGGGGCCCUGAUACUGGGCAUCAAGGGAAUCCAUCCUUCCCCUCUUUGAUGUGUUCUCCCCGUACUUCCAGAUUCUUGUUAUGGCUCCCAGUGGGUUUUGGUGAUUCAUGUGAUGCAGGGCCUCAGUCUGUAUCCAGCCACGCGUAAGGGAGAGGAGAAUGUGUACCUGCGCUGCCUGCUGCUGCAUAGGUCUCUGCCUUGUGAAUCAUGGGACUCCUCGGGAACUGUGGGGCAAGGGUGGCUGGGCACAAAGGAGAAUGUCCUACUUGGUAGGGCAGGAAGCAAAAGAUACUGGACGGAGUGGUGAGCUUGGAUAUCUGAAGGCUGAGUCUCUUCAUGUGGAGACUCAAAAAGGGACCCUGCUUCCAAUUUCCCUCUACCAUUCCUGGAGCUAGUCCAGGGCUUAGAAGAAUGCCCUUGGUCUGUGGGUCCGGUGUUGUCUGUCAUUCAUUUAAGUGUUCCCACUUUCAAGUGACAAUCCUCUCCUUGGCCCUGCCAUGGGGCAGAGCAUGUCUGGCAUAGCGGCCUGACUUUUAUGCCCUAAUCUUGAGUUGAGGAAAUAUAUGCACAGGAGUCAAAGAGAUGUCUUUAUAUAUGACUGUACAUAAAUGAAGUUUUUUUUUUCUUUUUGGUGCAAUAAAGUUUGUUUUGGCAGAAGGAGGAAGUGCCUGUGGGUGUGGGAGGGUUUAUGUAAAGGAGGAAUGGGAUCAUCUUGUCAACUGCACCUCACCUGGGACUGUCAGGGAGAAGAAAAGGGCUCAGUGAAUUGUCUGGAAACUGAAAAUUUGUAUCAUAUGGUGAAGGAUGGGGGAACAGGACUACUGCUGACAAGUUUUACACCAAUUGUAAAUGGAGAGGUCCAUCUUUGAGGCUAUGGCUCUGUCAAUGAGAGGAAUGCCACCUUAGUUUCAGUGACUCCCAAAGAAACACCUAUUCCAAAGCUGUGGGGCAUGAGCAUGUCCUACAAGGUCAGGCAGAGGUAGACAGAGAUGAGCCCAGACUCUGUAUUUCCUGCCAGAAGGGUCUCAUUAGGGAGAAGCCAUUGGAUUUGCAGUUUUCCAGUACUAAGCCAGCACUGCUUAGGAAUUAGCAUUUAGGCCAUAAAGAGUGAAAGCCUUAAACUCCUCUGGCCUCUUUCCUCAUCACCACUUCUACUUGCUUUAGGAGAUUCUUGCUUUUAUGGGCAGAGGCUUUUUUCCUCUUGGCUAACCACACGUGUAGAAAGAAAUGUCUACACAGUAUGUCCUGCCGCUCUUGACCCUGCAAAGUAGCGAUACUGGAAAGCAUGUGCUCUGGGGUUAAUAGACCUAGGCUUUAGCCUUGCCUCUGCUUAAGCUGGUGGCCCCUGACAAAUUGCUUUGAUCCGUCACCUAUGAAGUUAAGGCUACCUACUUAACCUUCUAGGGCAGUUGUGAGGAUUAAAUGAGGUGGAUGUGGAAUGGCACAGGGUAAGUGUUCAGUAGAUGAUUCCCUUGCCCACCACUGAGGCUAAAGGGACGUAGUGAUGAAUAUAGGAGGGGAAGAAAGGAAUCUGAGGAAAGUAGUAAGGAAUUUGAGGAAAUAAAACAUUCACUAUUGA
This is a messenger RNA of Microcebus murinus (gray mouse lemur), 3966 nucleotides long. It is a transcript of the gene UBE2Z, whose product is annotated as ubiquitin conjugating enzyme E2 Z. Gene Ontology annotation, molecular function: cysteine-type endopeptidase inhibitor activity. The record is from RefSeq and is a predicted model, not a curated record. Gene Ontology annotation, biological process: negative regulation of apoptotic process. Gene Ontology annotation, cellular component: nucleus. NCBI's taxonomy places the organism in Eukaryota, Metazoa, Chordata, Mammalia, Primates, Cheirogaleidae.